Molecule: messenger RNA, 4992 nt
Organism: Danio rerio (zebrafish)
Lineage: Eukaryota; Metazoa; Chordata; Actinopteri; Cypriniformes; Danionidae
Source: RefSeq, a predicted model, not a curated record
CCGUGAAUGCAGUGGAGCUCGUGCGUGCGCGAGUGUGUGUGAGUGAGUGAGUGAGUGAGUGUGUUUUGCUUCAGGAAUGUGGGAGUUGUCCCCACGCGCUUUACGAACAACCGACCUGUCCAAACAGUGCGCGCGUGGCAGAGGAUGUCACACCAACCAAAACAGCGGACGCUCGCUCACAGCACAAUCUUUGAUCCGUUAUUGGAGGAAAAUCCGCCGUACAGGGUAGAGUCGGGGCGGGGCGUAAUUACACGGAGUCCCAUCUAUUUAGGGUCAAGUACAACAUUUUUACAGUCCUAACCAGCGUGGGUUCAAAGUUUGUUUUGUGCCCGGAAACUGCGAGUCGCCCACUGGCCGCGGAAGAAGCGCGUUCAGAUUCGACCGUGUGCAUUGUUUGUGUGUACGUUACGUUAGUUAACCCACGGCGAGAGAAAAAAAAAUCCGCGCGGGAUGGAUUACAAAGCUGCGAUAGCCAGCAUAAUUCGUUAGCAUCUCGUCGACUAGCUCCUCCAGAGGCUCGAUCGCGAGUACGGGGCUGCGGUGCGGCUGGACGCGGAGCGAGGCGACCCUCUGCGGGCUGCGCUGCCGAGGCGGUGGGCGUGUUUUCUCGGCGUGCUAGCAUGUGAGCUGGCGCCAAGUUCUCGGCGUGAAGAAAAAGAAAGAAAAAAACAAGAUUUACAAGUUACGGAUUGGAGAGAAGCAGCAAAAGUCACAUCACGCUUGAUCGGAAAAGUUGCACGCAGUGAUGGAGUCAGCUGUCAGUACAUCCACUCAAGUGCCAGAUGAGUUCGACCGGAACGUUCCACGCAUCUGUGGUGUGUGUGGAGACAAAGCUACUGGUUUUCACUUUAAUGCCAUGACCUGUGAGGGCUGCAAAGGCUUCUUCAGGCGCAGUAUGAAGCGGAAGGCCAGUUUUACCUGUCCUUUUAAUGGAAGCUGCACCAUCACUAAAGAUAACCGUCGCCACUGCCAGGCCUGCAGACUCAAGCGUUGCCUAGAUAUUGGCAUGAUGAAAGAGUUUAUAUUGACAGAUGAGGAAGUUCAGAGAAAGAAGGAGCUGAUUCAAAGAAGGAAGGAUGAGGAGGCUCACAGGGAGGCGCAGAAGCCCCGGCUUUCAGAUGAGCAGCGCAACAUCAUUGACACACUGGUGGACGCGCAUCAUAAAACAUACGACGAUUCCUACUCUGACUUUUCACGCUUCAGACCUCCAGUUAGAGAGGGUCCAGUUACACGCAGUGCCAGUCGAGCCGCGUCCCUCCAUUCACUGUCAGAUGCCUCAUCAGACUCCUUCAGCCACUCUCCAGAGUCAGGCGAUCGUAAGAUGAAUCUGAGUAACCUGCUGAUGAUGUACCAGGAGCAGGGCUUGAGCUCCAGUCCCGACUCAAAGGAGGAGGAUGGCUCCAGUCUCUCCAUGCUUCCUCAUCUGGCCGACCUGGUUUCUUACAGCAUUCAAAAAGUCAUUGGCUUUGCCAAGAUGAUUCCUGGAUUUAGAGAGCUGACGGCUGAAGAUCAGAUUGCUCUGCUGAAGUCCAGCGCUAUAGAAGUGAUCAUGCUCCGAUCCAACCAGUCCUUCAGUCUGGAGGAUAUGAGCUGGAGCUGUGGAGGACCUGAGUUUAAAUACUGCGUCAAUGAUGUUACCAAAGCUGGACACACUCUGGAGCUGCUGGAGCCUCUGGUGAAAUUUCAGGUGGGCUUAAAAAAGCUCAACCUGCAUGAAGAGGAACAUGUGCUGCUCAUGGCCAUUUGCCUGCUGUCUCCAGAUCGGCCCGGGGUGCAGGAUCACGUGCGAGUGGAAGCGUUGCAGGACAAGGUAUCUGAGGUUCUGCAGGCCUACAUCCGUGCACAUCACCCGGGGGGGCGUCUGCUUUACGCUAAGAUGAUCCAGAAGCUGGCGGAUCUCCGCAGCCUGAACGAAGAGCACUCCAAACAGUACCGCUCGCUUUCCUUCCAGCCCGAGCACAGCAUGCAGCUCACACCUCUGGUGCUGGAGGUGUUCGGCGGGCAGGUCACCUAGCAAAUUCACCCCCGUCAGGAGAAGUGCUGCGGCUCAGACACACAGCGUGGAGUGGAGUGAAUGUAUGGACAAUCACCUUAAAACACAUACAGAGUUUCCAGGACGAAAUUUGUGAGUGGUGUGUUAGUAUGUAUGGGUGUGUGUCAUUUACAGAUCGCUUAGGGAUUGCCAUAGGUGUUUCAGUUAGGUUUUUCGUGUUUUAGAAGGACAUUCUUAUGGGAGCUUGUUCUUGCCAUGGAGUGUAAAAGAGAAAAGAUUGUAGUGAGUUUUUAUUUCACAAUUCUCAAUUCUUGUUUUUUUUUUUUUUAUUAAAAAGCAAUUCUGGAUGAUUUUGGGACUAUUUUAAGGUUAUAUUAUAUAUAACGGAAGCCCUAAUCCAGCAAGGUGGAAAAAAAGCAAUCUUGGUGGUUUUAACAAUAUAAUGAAGUCAUUAUAACAACAUAAUAUCUCGUUAUAACAAGAUAAGUUAUAUCUUUUUUUUUCUCACCCCUAAGAUUGCUUUUUUCACAUUGUGGUUCAGGGCUUCCAUAAUUAAACGUCUUAUUGUUAUUGUAAAAUAACAACUAAUUUAAUGUAACACUUCGGUGACUGGAAUGUCACUUGCCCCACCCUAAAUUUCAAAGUUGAAGUCGGUCGUGAUUGAGUGCUGGACAGAAGGAAUCAAAUCUGGAGGCGAAUAAAUGUAAAAACAAAAUAUUUUCUUAACAGUCUUUCCAAUAAAAAUAUCGGCAGUUAAAACAAUACAAAACUAUGCAUUGCUAAAUCAAUCAAGUAUCGAACAUAUGUUGUGAAAACUAGACUAGGCUAGGCAAAUAAACACCUACAGUGUUUCACAGCUCUUUAUGGGUUACAUUUAAGGACAAAAUUUUAAUCUGGAACAACAAGUGAACACAUCAGUGCCUGUAUAAUUGAAUAUGCCUGGUAAAAUUCCCAUUGUAAAGCUCUUUGAUUUCAGAUUUUACUUAAAGCAUGCACAUUGACCGGUCUUAUUCUGCCAUCUUGUGGCUCAAAUAGAAAUUAACACAAUUAUGUCGAAAAAACGACUGAACUAUGUCAAAAUAACAAAUUAAAUAUGUCGUUUUAACAAGAUAUUAUGUUGUUAUAAUGAGAUAUUAUGUCGUUAAAACUAGGUAAAUUUUUUUUUUUCCUCAUUGCCAAGAUUGCUUUUUUUCACCAUGUGGUUCAGGGCUUCUGAAAAAUAUAAUUCAGACUUCUGUUCUAAGUGUUGGAAAUUUAUAUAUUUUUUCAGUUCUGACGUUUUCAAUCUUGCUCUUGAAAGUUAUUAACAUUGUGAAUUUACAUUUUGCAGUUUAGACUUUCCCCCUUAAAAUUUUUGAUUUACUUAGAAUACAACUCUUACUUUUUAGUUACCACAACAAAAUAAACAAAUAAAAAGUUAUUUACUUUUAUAAUAAACAAAGAUAUUUUAUCACAACUUUACUCAUUUUUCCCCCCUGCAGUUUAGAAAUUUAGACUUUCUAGAACUAGGGGUUCAUAACAUGAAGCAGUUCUGACGUUGUCUAGCAAUUUUGAGUUUAUAAAUUACAAACUACAUUUCGCAAUAUAUAUAUAUAUAUAUAUAUAUAUAUAAACUUUUUAUUCAAUGUAAAUGCAGUUCUAGUUAAAUAACAUCUAAAUUUCUAAACUGCAGGGGAAAAAUAUUUGCUUAUUAUAAAAAAAAACUUUUUUUAUUUGUUUACUUUGUUGUGGAAAUUAAAAAGAAGAAUUUUAUUCAAAGUAAAUGUAUUAAUGCAUCUGUCAUUUAUAUAAAGAACUACAUUUACUUUGAAUACAAUUCUACUUUUUAGUACCACAAAAAAAACAAAACUUUUUUUUAUAAGCAAAGAUUUAUUUUCACAACUUUUUCCCCUGCAGUUUAGAAAUUCAAACCUUAUAGAACUAGAGGUUCAGAAUAUGAAGCAAUUUUUACAUUUUCUAUCAAUUUCGAGUUUAUAAAUUGACAACUACAAAUUUUGCAAUUUGUAUAUAAACUUUGUAUUCAAAGUAAAUGCAGUUCAAGUUCUAUAAAGUCUUUUUUCCUGCAAUUUAGAAAUUCAGAAAAUUGUAAUUAAAAUUUUUUUUAAAAAAUAAUGUUUUUUUAUUUGUUUAUUUUGGUGUGGAAACUAAAAAGUAUAAUUGUAUUUAAAGUAAAUGUAGUUCUAUAUAUAAACGAUAGAUGAAUAGAUACAUUUACUUCUAAUACAAUUCUACUUUUUCAUUACUUUUUAAUAACUAAAGUUUCAUAAUAUAUAACAAUUCUGACAUUUUCAAGCAAUUUUGUUAUCACUAUUCAUAAACUGAUAAUAGUGAGUUUAAUUUUCACAAUUUUGACCUCAUUCCCUCCAGAUAUAUAAAUUAAAUUGAGCAAAAUAUUUUUUUUUCUUCUGCUUUGAAAUCAACAAAUCAAAGGUAAUUGUAAAUUUACCAUUUUUAAGUCUUAUAUCAACUUUUUUCCUCGGAGUUGCAAAUGAAGUCAUUUCUUUUUUUCCCCCAUGGCAACAAUAAUCUUCCAUGCAUUCUUUCAAGAAUGCAACACCUUUAUGCUGUUUGUUUCACUGUGGCAUCUAAAUACAGUAAUAUUUUACUGUAUCACAAAUAGCCAACAGUAUUACCCUGCAUGUGUAGGAUGAGUGUGUGAGUGCGCGGUCCUGUUCUAAACCUCUGCAUGUUCCCCAAAGCGCUGUCCACUACUGCUGAUGUUCUGUCUCUUCACCUCCUGCCUUUAAAUGCACAGGGUUAAAAUACUAAUGCAAGCACACAGCUCUAACUCACCUCUCUCGCCUCGCCACUUAACCAAUGAGACGGCAGCUCCGCCCCCUCUCCUCUGCCUCCAGAGCUCUGAUAGGUCGCUGAGCAAUGGCUGUCUUCUCUACUGUUAUUUGCCUGUGCUGUGAUUGGCUGAUUACCCGACGCCUCUGCAAUUAGUGCUUGCCACACAGCUAACCUGUAAAUAAGACUCAGUAUCUAUAUUCUUACUU